Branchiostoma floridae (Florida lancelet) is the source of this 2895-nucleotide messenger RNA. Its product is annotated as PACRG-like protein. The record is from RefSeq and is a predicted model, not a curated record. The transcript is spliced from 7 exons. Lineage: Eukaryota; Metazoa; Chordata; Leptocardii; Amphioxiformes; Branchiostomatidae. Bases 306 to 962 code for a protein of 218 amino acids.
GAUAUUAGUAUGAUUUGCAACAGCUUCAAAAUGGCGGACGUGGUUGACAACCUGUUCGUUUGGUCCUGUCAUCAGAUGACCUCUGGUCGCUGUUUCACGAGAAAGACUGAUCGUCCGUCAACGUAGACCAAUUCAUAGAUAUCUCAAGACUAGGAACAGCCGGUUAGGUAGAUGCCAUCAACAUUUCCAGUCGUUACAACCCGUAUCCGCGCGUUGUUGAGGUGAAGGACCACCGUGAUCGCGGCUGUGACAGUUGUCAGAAACUCGCUGGCAGUGAUUUACAAAGCUGCUACCGCGAAAACGACAUGACUUCUUCCUUCGGAGGGCCCGUCAAGCCGAAGCCGAGGUCCGCAGGAUCCGCCGGGAAGGGCAGGUCGCAGCCAAAACCGUCCGAUAGACUCAACCCCAAAACUGUCAACCCGUUCAAUGGCACAGCAAAGCACGAAACAGCAUUUUCUGCCAUGUACACCAAUGGUGGUAUCCCCUGCAGAUUAAUGCAUGGGUCCGUGAAGCACAAGCUGCAAUGGGACACGCCCCCAGAGGUUCUGCCCUUUGACCCCUUACUUGUUACAUUAGCAGAAGGUUUGCGGGAGACCAAACACCCGUACACGUUUGUGGCCAUGAUCGGUUUCCAACAGCUGCUAGAAGUGGACCGUGCAGGUGACAAGGCUGUUCCUGUCCUGCCUCGUGUGGCAGCUGCCGUCAGACUGGCUCUGGCUUCCCCUGAACAGGAAGUGUUUGAACGAGGCCUGGCCGGUCUAACAUGCCUCAGCACUGCCGUGGGCCCAGCCCUGAACCAACACCUCAAGUCCCUCCUGUCCUAUUUGUCCAAGAGGAUGAUGGAGAAGAAGUACCGUGAUGAUGUCACAAAAACCCUGCAGCAUCUGGAGCAGAAUGGGGGGAAGGAAUGCCUGUCCAUGAUCAAGUCUAAAGUGCCAACUUACUGCUCAAUACACUCAUGACAAUGUCCGUGUAUUGGUACAUUGUCAUGGUCUCUUGCAAAUACAUGUACAACCCUGUGGUAGUGGUUGUACAUAUACCAAGACAAGUGGGGAGUCAAAGCAAUAGGAGACCAGUAUCAUUCCAGUGUCAUGUUUGUAGAACAUGAGCAGAACUCUACCAGCCCAGCAGUGUGGAGCUGUGGUAGGAGAUAGAUAGGAGGGUGAGUCAAGAAGUAAUGCAAGUGAUUUUAUAAUCUCAUUUUUUAAUUCAAUGAGUUGAAAUCUUUCCCAAAAAUAAAAGCAUAUAUCCUCUUGAGAUUGAAAUAUAUAUUAGUAAGUUUGUUGUUCACCAUUCAUUGUUCAUCAAAAGUCUGUUGGUAGAAAAGAGCAUAACAAGGGGGCUCACUUAAUGUAUUAUAUGGAUUUCUCUGACUCACUUGUAGCUAUUUUGGAGACUGAACCUGCACAUGUAUCAAGCCGCAUAUACAGUAUCUAUAAGCCACAUGCUUAUUUUGAACUCUGAAAUCCAAUCAGUUUUUCUUUUUUUGUUGCUUCGAAGAAGUGAGUUACAAGUUGGAUUUAGAGGGCUUGUCAGUAUGCUGAAUCUGCAGUGUGCUGAUUAAAAUUCACUGUAGCCUACUUUCUUAUCAACUUAGAGAAAUGGAAUAUAGCAAACAUUUUGGUCUUUAAACUGGCAGUAACUGUCAAAUUUUGCUUCUUCUUUUGGUUAGUAGAAAAGUAGUCUACAAAAACUUUUAAUCAACAAACCCUGUAUUCAGCUCUAAUUUAUAAAUCCAAAUGGCACUAUAACACAACUUACAAAAUGUACUCCUAAGCAGCUGUAAAUGAGGAAACAUUGGGGGUUCAAAUUCAGAUAUUUCAAUCUCAAGUAGAUAUAUACCUUUACCUUUGUGACAAAUUUCAACUCAUUCAAUAAAAAAAUGAGCCAGCUAUAAAAAUUACUUGCAUUAUUUUUUUACUCACCCUUAUAUACAUAAGUGCUGCAGACAGGAGUUUUCUGUCCAAAGUCUUUCACUAGGGGUGUUUCCUGCUUGUUGUGUUCUACAGUCGGCUUAAGACUGGUGUUGUUAAAUGUGAAAUAUAUUGGUUAAAUGCAUUGAAAUCCUAAGCUAUGCUACCCAGUUUUGCACUGUACAUAGCCUAUUAUUUUAAGGCUUACUUCAUGAAAUUUGCAUGUUUGUGUUGAGGUAAGUUACUACUUAUAUGGUACAUUUUGCACUUUCUGAAUAUAGUAAGGUUUUUUUACCAUCCCUUUCAGUCUGUAUUCCCAUUUUCAUGGAUAGUCAGAAAGCAGGUCAGAAGUCCAAAUCAAUACAUUAUCUGUGCCAUAUGUUUCACCACAGGAGAGCAGAAUGUAUACAUUAGUAGUAAAAAAAACCUGAAGGGUUGCAUGGCCGACUAAACAUUUGUUUCCAGACUUAGUUUGUUUCACCAGUGAAAUGUGCACUUUUCUCACAGAGUGCAGAUGUUUGAAGUGAAAGAUGACCACAUGUGGCAUAUUAUAUAGGAGGAUGCUGUAUGCUACCUUUCAAAGCACAAAUUGCUUGCACAGUGAAAUUAGUGACGCAACAGUUUUUAAGUUGGAUGUGAGUUUUGUUUUGCCAUAUAUUUAUAUACAAUUUACAAUGUGCCUGCUCUGUUACAAGUACUAGUGUGUGUAAUUGCUUUGUUCCUUCAAUAGAGAUGUUCAUUCUGUGGGAGAGAUACAUUCUAUCAGAAGGUUUUACCCAGCCAUUAUAACAUUUCACCAGUCUUGUAUAAAGUAGCUGCCAUUAUCAAGUUGCUCUGAGUGAAACGUUCAUGGCUGCUAUGAUGCUGAAAAAGUUCGAUUUUUUUCUGCAGGCCAACAAGUGUUAUUUGUGUCCUUUAGUACUUAGCCAUAGUGUUUGUACAUGUUUCUUGUGUAAAUAAAGACAAAUUUCUGUGAACUGGC